Messenger RNA from Erythranthe guttata (spotted monkey flower), 1048 nucleotides. RefSeq names its product EAP30/Vps36 family protein (gene VPS22). The record is from RefSeq and is a predicted model, not a curated record. NCBI's taxonomy places the organism in Eukaryota, Viridiplantae, Streptophyta, Magnoliopsida, Lamiales, Phrymaceae. Gene Ontology annotation, biological process: protein transport to vacuole involved in ubiquitin-dependent protein catabolic process via the multivesicular body sorting pathway. Gene Ontology annotation, cellular component: ESCRT II complex.
ACCCAAAAAUCAGAAUUGAAAGAUUACUGUGAAAAGCUUCAACCGAAUUUCAACGGAUCGAUCCGAACGAAAAAGUAGUGAAGAAUCAAUCAGAACAUCGAUCGGAAUGAGGCGGAGGCCGGGAAUCGGAGGUUUACAGAACGCCGCCGCCGCUAGGGAUCAAUACCGACUGCUUGGAGAAAAUGUGGCGAAAUUGCGAACAGAUCUCAUGAAAGAACAGCUCUCCACUUUUCGUUCUCAGUUAGAAGACUUCGCCCGCAAGCACAAGAAUGACAUUCGCAAGAACCCGGCAUUCCGAUCGCAGUUCCAUGAGAUGUGUGCGAAUGUCGGAGUGGAUCCUCUGGCCUCAAAUAAGGGUUUCUGGGCUGAGUUGUUAGGGAUCGGUGACUUCUACUACGAACUCGGAGUACAAAUUGUCGAUAUUUGCUUGGCAACUAGACCACUCAACGGAGGUUUAAUCAGCUUAGAAGAACUGUGUAAAAUGCUCGGUCAAAGGAGGAAGGGGGCCCGCGAGGCUAUUUCUCAGGAUGAUUGUUUACGUGCCAUAAGUAAGCUGAAGGUGCUCGGUAACGGUUUUGAGGUUAUUUCUCUCGGUAAGAAGAAGCUCGUUAGAUCUGUUCCUACAGAACUGAAUAAAGACCACAAUGAAAUCCUAGAGCUGGCUCAGGGACAAGGUUUUGUGACGGUUGACGAAGUCGAGAGACGGCUCUCUUGGUCUUCUGGACGUGCAACAGACGCCCUCGAAACUUUAUUAGAAGAAGGUCUUGCCAUGAUAGAUGAUGGUCACAAAGAUGGUAAACGUCGAUAUUGGUUCCCCUGCGUAUCUUCCAUCUCUUCGUACGCAGCAACCGAUAAUAUUUAAGGUUUCGUCAAUUAUGUAUAAUUAUUGUAUUUAUGGUUAGAAAAUACUCUUUUGCAAAUUUUGUUGGACUUUUUUUUUUUAAUAUUUUAUUUUUCUAUAUGUGGGAUAUAUUUCAUUUCUUCAAGUCUGCUGCUACAUUUUGAGGUUAAUUAAUUGCGUAGGGGUUAAAUUAAAAAUAUUUCAUUU